AUGUCUGUAAAGAGACAAGUUUCAGUAAAUGAAGAAUUAGACUCUUUGCAGAGUCGCGACGAUACCCAAUUUUAUAAUAAAGUUUCUACUGUUUUAGAUCGUAUAAUUGAUAAAGUUAGAGAUACAGAAGAAAGAUUGACAGCAGCAGAACAAUCGAAAAUAGAUCAAACAAUAUCAAGUGGAUCAAAAUCUAAUAAAUCAACAACUUCAUCCAAAAAGAAAGCAGAAAAUCCAUUCAAAAUGCCAGAAAUACCACCUCUUGAUAAUCAGAUCGACGAAAAGCAGAUUAAAAUAACUCCAAAAAGAAAAUUAAUCAAGAAACCAGUAAAAGAACCUACGAUGGAAGAAGUUUUGGAUGCUUUAUUCCUUCUUCAAAGAGAAAUUAGCGAUAUCCGUGAGAACCAAAAAGAAAUGGAGGAUCAAAUCAAACAAAUACAACGUCUUAUUGAAUAA
Molecule: messenger RNA, 453 nt
Organism: Trichomonas vaginalis G3
Lineage: Eukaryota; Parabasalia; Trichomonadida; Trichomonadidae
Exons: 1
Coding region: 1-453 (150 amino acids)
Source: RefSeq, a predicted model, not a curated record